UGAAUUAAUUUCCCAAGGUAAUUAUUGGUGGUUGUUUAAUGCCGCAGGUCUGAGUCCCCCUCUCUCUGCUCCACGGAGCCGCGCGUCGGGACCUCGGCAGCCGCAGCAGCCGCCUCUGCCUCCGCCUCCUGCCUCCGUCUCCUCGCUCUCGCGCGACCCGGCGGUUUUAUGUCUUUAUUUUGCGAACACGAGCUGUUUGGCAGCCAUUGCAACCGAAGUGGAGCGAGAGGCGACGCAUUUGGGCAGAGCCACCGCGGCGCGGAAGAGAUUUUCAUGUCCGAGCCGAGGCUCCGCGUCAGCUGUGUGUGUGGAGCGAGCGCCGAGACGCAGCGCCAGCAGCAGAGUAAGAAGAGCGAGCCGCGCAGCCGGAGAGGAGCAGCCGCCGCAGCAGAGCCGCUCAGCCCACCCCCCCACGCCCGCCAGCGUCGCCGCCACUACUACCGCCACUGCCACAGCAAUAGCCACAGCAGCAGCAACAGUCACAGCCCGCCGUUGGCCGCGCGCCCCCACUCGCCAUGGCGCUCAACGUUAAUCGCAGCGUGUCCGACCAAUUCUACCGCUACAAGAUGCCACGACUUAUAGCGAAGGUCGAAGGAAAGGGAAAUGGCAUCAAGACAGUGGUUGUGAACAUGGUUGAUGUUGCCAAGGCUUUGAAUCGGCCUCCAACAUAUCCAACCAAGUACUUCGGCUGCGAGCUGGGGGCACAGACCCAGUUUGACGCUAAGAACGAGCGCUACAUAGUGAAUGGCUCGCACGAGUCGAACCGCCUGCAGGACAUGCUCGACGGAUUCAUCAAGAAGUUCGUCCUUUGCCCAGAGUGUGAGAACCCUGAGACUGACUUGCAUGUGAACCACAAGAAGCAGACCAUCAGUCAAUCCUGCAAGGCAUGUGGCUACCGUGGCAUGCUGGACACAAAACACAAGCUCUGCACCUUCAUCCUCAAGAACCCGCCUGAGAUGAGCGAGAGCACGGCCAAGAAGGACAAGAAGGAAAGCAAGAAAGGAAAAGGCGAGAAGAAUGGCUCAGUCUCGAGCGCUGCGGCGGAGAACGCAAACCAGCGUGCCAACGGAGAGGACAUCGAUGUCCCUGAGGUGGCUGGCACAGUCGAUGACGACGACUGGUGUGAUGACACGUCUGAGGAGGCGCAACGGCGCCGCAUGGACGAGAUGAGUGAGCACGCCAAGAUUCUCACCAUGACCGAUGACCUGGAGAAGCCCCUGGAGGAGAGGGUCAACAUUUUUUAUGACUUUGUCAAGCACAAGCGCGAUGAGGGCGUCCUCGAGGGCGCAGACAAGGAGCUGGUGGCCGAGGCAGAGCGGCUGGAGGUGCGCAACAUGGCGCCACUCAUCCUGUCAGAGCUGCUGCUCAACGAAAACAUCCGCGACCAGCUCAAGAAGUACAAGCGCCACUUCCUGCGUUUUUGCCACCGCAACCUGAAGGCCCAGAAGUACCUUCUGGGUGGGUUUGAGUGCGUGGUGCGCGUCCACCGGGACCAGCUGUUGCCCAAGGUGGCGCACGUUCUCAAGGACAUGUACGACUCGGACCUGUUGGAGGAGGAGGCCAUCCUUGGCUGGCACGAUAAGGUUUCAAAGAAAUACGUGUCGAAAGAGCUGGCCAAGGACAUCCGUACCAAGGCGGCCCCCUUUGUCAACUGGCUCAAAGAGGCUGAGGAGGAGUCUGAGGAUGGCGAGGACGAUGAAGACGACGAUGACAAGGAUGUGGAGGUGGUGUACGAUGAGAAGACCACCCACCUGAAGGUGGAAACCAUCAAGAAGCCAGUGCAGGCGGAGGAGGAGGCAGAUGUCGACAUAGACGCUAUCUGAUACCCGCAGCGUGCGCAACCAGAACGGAUCCCACAACGCGCAGUGGCAGAAGGCGCCACUGCGUGCGUGGUGCUCGCCAGCACGAGAGUCACGCACCCCACCGUUGCCCCCCCUCCUCCCUUGCUGGCGCUGUUGUAGUCUAGAGCGCAGGCUCACAAGCUGCUGCGUACAUCGCUUCCGCAUGAUGCCCGUACAGGCAUGACACCCCCCCCCCCGCUGCCUUGCAACGUGCGUGGCUAUCUCGUGCCACCACACUCCGGAUUCUGCAUUCUCUCGUGCUACCAGGCCUCUUCACUCGCCUGCCUUCCCUCUCACCCCUGCAUCCACGGCUUACAACUGGUGGCAUGGCUAUUAUUAGUCGAGUACUUGUGUGUUUUUUGAUAAUCGUAAACGGUGUUGCUGAUUGUAGUUAAUGUACUUCUAGGUCGGUGAUGGUAUAAAGGAAGAAAGUGCUUUUUUUCUUUUAUGAAUGCUUCACAAAUAAAAUUUUGCCUGUUUGCGUUACUGAGUAAACCGAGCUGCUUGGCAGUCUCUUCUGUCUGAAUAAAAAAUUGUGCUAAUGAAA
Molecule: messenger RNA, 2388 nt
Organism: Lethenteron reissneri (Far Eastern brook lamprey)
Lineage: Eukaryota; Metazoa; Chordata; Hyperoartia; Petromyzontiformes; Petromyzontidae
Gene: EIF5
Product: eukaryotic translation initiation factor 5
Biological process (GO): translational initiation; formation of cytoplasmic translation initiation complex
Cellular component (GO): cytosol
Molecular function (GO): GDP-dissociation inhibitor activity; translation initiation factor activity; eukaryotic initiation factor eIF2 binding
Source: RefSeq, a predicted model, not a curated record